AUGGCUGGUGGGUCUUCAAAUCGUGGAUGUCGAGGAGGUAAAGGAAGGGGGAGCCCGAGGCAGAAGAAGGGGAAGCAUGUGGUCCCUGAGCAUGGCACAUGCGAAAAGCCAACAUAUGACCCUACCUCUUGGUGGGGGGAGAAAUUUCCAGACAAUUUCAAGUUUAGGCCCAUUGCUAGAAAUUUAGUAAAUGUCCAUGUCUGGCAUAGUGGCAAGUUUGUGUCAGAACCUAGUCUGGAUUAUUUAAAUGGUAUAUGUUUUACUGUUGACAAAUGGGAUGUAGAUGAGAUAAAUUCCAUUGAUUUAGGCAAAGUUGUAAAAAGGUUGGGGUAUGUCUCAUUUAAUAUAUGGUAUAGACACCCUGAUUUUGGACUUUCUAGUGGUUGUAAGCCAUUUAGGGAUGAUGGAGAUGUGGUGGCUUUUCUGAAUGAUGUAAAGGGACAUAGUGAAGUUGACUUUUAUGUUGAGCAUUUAGUAGAGGAAGUACCAGAACUUGUAGAUGACUUUCAGUUCCUUGAAUACACACAAGCUGGUCAGGGUGAGGGAGUUAAGGAGAAUGGUGAGGGUUCUGUUGGUGAGGGUUCUGUUGAGGGACUUAAUGAUGGCCAGGGUGGUUCUGGUGAGGGACAAAAUGAGAUUGUUUAUGAGGAUUGUGAGGUAGUUGGUGAGGGAGUUAAUGAAGGACAAAAUGAGAUUGUUAAUGAGGAUUGUGAGGUAGUUGGUGAGGCAGUUAAUGAAGGACAACAUGAGAUUCUUAAUGAGGAUUGUGAUGUAGCUGGUGAGGGACUUGAUGAAGGACAACAUGAGAUUCUUAAUGAGGAUUGUCAGGUAGCUGGUGAGGGACUUGAUGAAGGACAACAUGAGAUUCUUAAUGAGGAUUGUCAGGUAGCUGGUGAGGGACUUGAUGGAAAAGAUGAUAGUGAGAUCAGUUUAGAUGACAGUGACUUUGAUGAGAAGUGGGAGUGGUCCAAAGUCCUUCCAACCUUUGGUUCAGUAGAUGAAGACCAAGUUGCUACCAAGGAUAAAAAUCCAGCUUGUUUGGAUGAAUUUGCAAAUGAGGAUGGAGCUUCUGAUGACUUGGAAACACCACCUGACAGUGAUGAUGAAAUUGGUCAGCAAAGGAAAAAGUUCCCAAUUUUCAAACUCCCUCCAGAUGGUGCAGAGGUUAAGUUUGUAGUUGGGCAGAAAUUUACUACUUCCAAACUCUUUAAAACAGCUAUUAAAGAGUAUGCUCUUCAAAGGAGGAAGAAUGUAAUUUUAGAGAAGAGUGAUAGCAAAAGGGUUGUCAUUAAAUGCGAGGGUGAGUGUCCAUUUUAUUGCAGGCUUUCCAAGUAUGAGCAGAACAAUUUCUGGCAGAUUGUCUCACUGGUUGAUGAGCACUUAUGCUAUAGGACCUCCAAGAAUCGCCAUGCCAGGCCUAAGCUACUUGCCAAGAAAUUGAUGCAAACAAUAAGGCAUAACCCUGGAAUGAAGUGCAAUUCUGUGGUUGCUGAAGGCCAGCUUAGGUGGGGAGUAGUGCUGAAUAGAUUUCAAGCAUCAAGAAUUAGGACAGCAGCCAAAAAGAUGAUUGAUGGGGCAGAGCAGGAACAAUAUAAACAUCUAAGGAGUUAUGCUAAUGAGCUAUUGAGGAGCAACCCAAACAGCACUGUGAUUAUCAAAAGUGAGAUGGGAGCGGAUGGCCCUGUGUUCCAGAGAAUUUAUGUGUGCUUUGCUGCUUGCAGAAUGGCUUUUGCAAGACACUGCAGACCACUCAUUGGAUUGGAUGGCUGUUUCUUGAAGGGUGUUUAUGGUGGACAGCUGCUUACUGCUGUUGGUAAGGAUGGGAACAACCAGAUGUUCACAAUUGCCUUUGCUGUUGUUGAGGCUGAGACUAGAGAUUCAUGGGAAUGGUUUGUGUCCCUAUUACUGGAUGAUCUGAACACAAUACAAUCAAGGAGGUGGUCAUUUAUUUCAGAUCAACAGAAGGGCUUGGUUCCCACCUUAGCAGCAUUGAGUGAAGAUGUGGACCAUAGAGUAUGUGUUAGGCAUGUUUAUGGAAACUGGAGAAAGAAGUAUCUAGGAGAGGAAAUGAAAAAUGCACUAUGGUCAGCUGCUAGAUCAUGCACUGUGCCUCAAUUUGACAGGGCAAUGCAAAAGCUUAAGGAGAUGAAUGAAGAAGCAUGGAAGGAUCUAUGUGAGAUACCUCUUAAGCAGUGGGCAAAAGCACAUUUUAGUACUCAUUCUUUGUGUGACCUGCAAGUGAACAACAUGUGCGAAGCUUUCAACAUGGCAAUUCUGGAACACAGGGAUAAACCCAUCAUAUCACUCAUUGAAGGCCUAAAGCACUACAUCAGCUCUCGGAUUGUGAAGCAGAGGGACUUAAUGUUGAGGUACAAGGGAAACAUAUGCCCCAUGAUUCAGGAGAAAUUGGAGGCUCACAAGUUAGCAGCACAAAACUGGGCACCACAUUGGAAUGGUGAUACCCUUAAUUCAAAAUUUGAGGUUACAGAUGGGACUAACAAGUAUCGUGUGGAGCUGGCCAAAAAUCAUUGUGCAUGUAGGAGAUGGGAUUUGACAGGUAUCCCAUGCUGCCAUGCUAUUCCUUGCAUGUGGCAUAACCGUACUCACCCUGAAGAAUAUGUGGACAACUACUAUAGGAGAGAUACUUUUCUGUCCACUUAUGCAUAUAUAAUUGAACCAAACAAUGGUCCCAUGCUCUGGCCUGUCAGUGAUCUGCCACCACUAAAUCCACCAUAUGUGAGAAGGGCACCUGGAAGACCUAAGACUCAAAGAAACAAAAAGAAUGAUGAGCCCAGGAAUCCCUACAAGCUUGCAAGGAAUCAGACCAAGGUUAAGUGCAGUAGGUGUGGAAAGUGGGGUCACAAUAUAAGAACUUGUGGAGGGAAAACUGGUGCGGAUAGGGAAAUAGAGAAAGGGGGGAACAAGCAAAACUCAAAGAAGACUCACCCAAAACCUAGAACAAGAAGUGCAAGGACUGCUGAUGCACCUCUAAAGCCUACAUACAAGCCUGCUGCAAAAGGAAAGAGGAAGACUAAAGCAAGUGAGCCUACUGCUUCUCAGCCAAUGACAGCUCAAGCUAAUGGAAGUCAGGCAAAUGCAUCACAACCACAAUCUCAAGCUAAUGGAAGUCAGCCAAAUGCAUCACAACCACAAUCUCAAGCUAAUGGAAGUCAGCCAAAUGCAUCACAACCACACUCUCAAGGUAGCACAAUUACAGCUUCAUUACCACCAGCUGGUGUAGCUAGAAGGGGAAGAAAGAGAUCAAGAGCUGGACUAGGAACACAAGAGAGCACAAGCUGAAUGGGAAAGUGCUUUGUUGUUUCUGCAUUUUGUAUUUUUUUUCUAUGUACUUGGGAAGCCAAACUAGUAUGGCCUAUGAUUAUUGAUAUUUUGGUAUGGCCUUGUAUGACCUUGUAACUCUGCACUUUAUUUUGAUACUAUUAGUUAAGUGUAGACCUUUAUUGUUCCAGUUUAAAUGUAGACAAUUUAAAGCUUGGUUA
Lotus japonicus is the source of this 3500-nucleotide messenger RNA. RefSeq lists its product as uncharacterized. Lineage: Eukaryota; Viridiplantae; Streptophyta; Magnoliopsida; Fabales; Fabaceae. Gene Ontology annotation, molecular function: zinc ion binding. The transcript has 6 exons. The record is from RefSeq and is a predicted model, not a curated record. Bases 1 to 3300 code for a protein of 1099 amino acids.